Molecule: messenger RNA, 247 nt
Organism: Austrofundulus limnaeus
Lineage: Eukaryota; Metazoa; Chordata; Actinopteri; Cyprinodontiformes; Rivulidae
Product: ATP synthase subunit a
Source: RefSeq, a predicted model, not a curated record
AGCCCUUAAACACUUGAAAAUGAGUAGUCCCCUAAACCUUUUUGAUCAGUUUAUAAGUCCCUCACUACUGGGCUUCCCACUAUUAGUACUUGCAAUAAUUAUACCCUGGGCCCUAAUACCCAAAAUUUCAUCACAAUCCAUACUAUUAACUUCUCUAAUACUAUUUAUUGUUACCCUAAACAUAAUGGGCUUAUUACCUUACUCCUUUACACCUACCACCCACCUCCCUCUUAACCUAGCUCUCGCC